UUCACAUUCCAUUCUCAACUCAAGUUCGGCAUUUAUAUUCAAUUUUAUACUUGAGUUUUUCUUUGAGAUUUCUCGGUAAAAUUUGCUAUAAAACUUAAACAAGGAGGCAGGCAACGUUUCAGGAAAGUGUAAGGUGAGUUUUACAAACUUAUUUAUUGCAUUUCAAUCGUUUAGAAUGCGAAAAUCAGUUGAGAUAGCGCGAGUCAAAUUUUUGUUUACGGAACAUUUUUUCGUCGAAAUAUUUUUGAGAUUCUUUGUUAGUUCUUAACGUUGUUAAGUUUUUUCAUGUUUUACUGCUUGAACAUAGCUUGAUAUUUUAACACUGAACCUUUCAUAAUUGUUAUCCCUGUUAUUUUCCACAAAAAAGUUUCUAUUUUAUAAAAUACGUAGUAUUUACACAGUUGUAUUAAUAGUGUACUAGUAUUAAUUUAUGUCUGUUUCAAUAAUAUUUCAUUACAUAACUUUAAUACUAUAAAAUUUAUAAAUUUCACUUAUAUACAUCAUGUUUCAUAGUUGUUAAAGACACACAAGCAUAGGUCAUUAUUUAGAUUUAAAGCUGUUUCUACAUAUCCAUAUGCAAUGUUGUACAUAUCAAGACGUUAAAUUACUCAAUAUUUAACAAAUUGCUAUUGAAUUGCUAUCCGUUCAUCUAUGGCAUAUUUUAAAGUGGCAAUUUCCCAGCUCAAGAGUUUGUAUUUGACCGAGUAAAAAUGAUUGUAUAAUGAUAGCCAAUGUUAGUAAUACAAAAUGACCAUGAGUUGAAAUUUCUGGUUAGAAAUCUUGACAGCAUUCAUUUCAAUAUGAUUGUUUGAUAACUCUGGCGCCAUGACACUCUGCGGAUGUCUGGAUGAGUUGAUGCCACCGUCUUGUACCAUAUGCUCAUGGUUAGAUUUCUCAGUGGUAAACUCGUAUUUAGACAUACCAAGAGGACAACUAGUAAAUUUUACUUUGCAAAAUAUCAGUUUUUUAUUUUUGACAGAAUCAGUUGUUUGAAGAUGAUGAAGUUUCUCUUGGCUAUAGCAGCCAUCUCUCUUGUUCUUUAUGAAGGUAGGUAAUAUAUGAAUGAAUAAAUUUUUGCCUAAAUGAAUGUUAAAAUCAGUGGCGCCUCCAGCUCGAUAAUUGGGGGGGCCAAUAUUCAUAUAUUUGUGUUCACAGACCAUAAAACAAUCGAUUUCAAAAGCGGUUAAUAAUGCAGAACACAAAGAUAUGAAUAUUCGCCCCCCCCAAUUAUCGAGCUGGCGGCGCCACUGGUUAAAAUGGGUUAUUCGAGAAAACAUUCACACCUUCAAAAGACCAGGUUGAUUAUUAAUUGGUUAUUGGUGUUCUAAUAAUUGAUUCAGAGUAUGAAUUAAUGGGUACUAACUGUUGAUUGAAACUCUUUGUUGCUAUGAAUUUCAUUGAACUGCCGAACAUAUCGUACUGUUUGUCUGUCAGUCUGUGUCUUUGGUAGACCAUGACAAGUCUCCACCUGCAAACUUAAAUGUUUUGCCAUCACAGCUAUUUUUAUUCUGCCCUUAUUUCAAAGUUUACAAAUAAAAUUGCAUUCAAAUUUAUAAACUUUAAGCAUUUUCAACAAAAGUUUGACGAAACAUGUUUGAAGUUCAUAAAUUUAAUUAUUUAAACGCAAUUUUGUUUGCAAACUUCGAAACAAAGGCCGAAUUAAAAUAGCUAGGAUCACUGCUAAUUGCAAAACAUCUAAUUUUGUGGGUGAAAACACAGACAAAUAUAUUCAUGUUUUCCAGUUCAAUGAAAUCUAUAGUAUUAGGCCAAAAAACAAAAUAUGUGGGUUUCCGGUUUCUUCUUAUAAAAACUUAGGUAGGGUAGGUCGGUUUUAACUCUUUUUUUUGAAACUUUUUUUUUUAAUUUUCCGAAUAAGCGGACGCCAUUUUGUUUAGUCAGUGCUUCCACAUCCAAAGAUAAAUUUCCCUAAUAUUGCCUCAAAUUUCAAUUUUCCACAAACUUUUUCCUCUAAGUGGAAACACUUACAAGCAUGAUCCAAUAAAAAAGUUUAGGGUCGGGAUUUCGGCGUCCAAAAGCUAGGUAGGGUCGGGAAACCGGAAACCCACAUAUUUUUUUUUUGGCCUUAUCAAUUGUGUGUAUUUAGGUUUUGCAAUCAACUGCUACACGUGUGUAAACCAGAGGAUUGGUGACUGUUUGAGGAGUAACCAGACAUGUGGUAAAGGAAUGGACAAGUGUUUUAGCAUGCAGAAGGAAGCGUUAGAUGGUGGUUAUCGUUAUACUAAACAGUGUGCGGACGAGUGGUACUGCGAAAGAACCGACGCCGCGUGCAACGACCUUGACGAGCCAGAAUACAGUUACAUGGAAUGCAAUGUUGGAUGUUGUACUGACGACCUCUGUAACGGGGCUGAGGGUGGUCUGUUCGUUAGAAGCUCGUUAUGGAUGGUAUUAGCCGUACUGGUUCCCUUUGCUCUUUACCAACUACAGUGAAUUGACAAACAUCAAGUUUUGUAAGUAGUCGUUGUUGUGAUAACGUCGCGUGAAAAUUGUGUAAUUUGUAUCAUUCGUCAACUUUAGAAUAUACUGUACAGUUAGGUAGUUAAACUUAGGCAAACACCAGUUUUGUAAUGAUAAGAUGGUGUAAAGUAACUAUAUAUACCCAUUCACCACAUAUGUACAUCUGCAAAAUAAUUUAACAUGGAAUCAAAGGAGUUUUUCCAAUAGGUUUUGUCAGAUGAAGCCAAAUGUUUAUUUGGUAAAGCAAAACUGGGUUUGAGACAGAUAUUUAGUUUAUAGAUGGAUUUUGAGAUUUUGCUGGGGGGGGGGGCAAGUGAGCAAGGAGGUAUGUAGCUCUGCCGAGCAAACUGAAUCAGGGGUCUGGGGCACAGUCACUUGUGGGGACAAGGUUGACAGUAGGGGGCAAACCCCCAUGCAAGUUUUGAGAUUUUUGGUCUUCAAAAUCCUUAUUUCAAUCAUACUAUUUAAAUUUCUGGUGGGGAGGGUGUGCAAAGUUGUCUAGAUUUGGUGGGGAAAUUUUCUGAGGGGGUGUACCCCCUGUCUAUGAUUUAGCUGGGAAAUUUGCAGGAAAGUAACAGCAUUCAACCUUUGACCCAGGUGACUGGCAAUGCAUGCAGAGAUGCUUGGAAGUUUAAUAAUAUAUUUUAUUAUAUAAAGUAUAGUGCUUUAUAGAGAUUUCGAGCACUGAUAAAAGUGAUAAUCUCAAAUGUGAGAUUAUGGUAUGUGAAAAUUAUCGCUUUUCAAUUAUCGCUUUUCUGUAAAAAUUAUCGCUUUUCAAAGACUGUCCUUUAUAUAAUAAACAGAAAAAUACAUGGAUGCUUGGAAAUACCAGAUUUAUUUCUCGUGUUGAACAUGAUAUCUCACUUCUUUGCUGCGCUCACUCCUGAGAUAUCAUGUUCAACACUCGAAAUAAAUCUGGUAUUUCCGCGCACCCAUGUAUUAUUCUCUCUGUAAAAGCACAUGCAACACAUUGUAAAACACAUGCAUGCAUCCAUGCAACUACAUGUCAUGUAUUAAUGAUGAAACAGAAAACCAAUCCAUAUAGCAGCUCUACAGUAUAUAUUAUAUUAUAUAUGAUGCUGUGUAUUAUAAAUUUGUUAUAAUACUUCAUGACUGGAUAAAUAUUAAUUUGUAACAUUUGGAAAUUUUUACUUUUAAUAAAAAAGAACAUAUUAGUGUUUGCUUUUACCAGUACUUAAAGAAUUUAUUAUAAUUUGUUUGAAAAAAUGUCUUCCCCUUCGCCUCUUUACCACGUUAUAAAUUAUUUGCGAUUAUUAGUGUCGCAGCAAGCUUAUGUAAAAAAGUUAAUUUUUUCAGUGAUUGAAAGUGAUUAAAUAAGCGAAUAAUACUUAAUAAAUAAAGUGAAUAAUAAUUCAUUAUUGACUAGCUAUCAAUGUGAGUUGCUUGAUGACGUCUCUGAA
Messenger RNA from Paramuricea clavata, 3896 nucleotides. Lineage: Eukaryota; Metazoa; Cnidaria; Anthozoa; Malacalcyonacea; Plexauridae. The record is from the annotation of a GenBank genome assembly.